Molecule: messenger RNA, 1395 nt
Organism: Rhizoctonia solani
Lineage: Eukaryota; Fungi; Basidiomycota; Agaricomycetes; Cantharellales; Ceratobasidiaceae
Exons: 7
Coding region: 1-1395 (464 amino acids)
Source: RefSeq, a predicted model, not a curated record
AUGUUCGAGUACCUUUCGUUCCUUCGACCACCUCCCGAAGCUUGUCCACUUGGUCAGCCGGUGACGUUUGUCCCCCAGAUCGCAAACGACUUGCGCACAGAAAUAUGCGAAACGGAACAUGAUAUAUACUUUACUUGGCAAUUCGACUCGGGCGCACUCCACCGCGGCGGGUUCACCAAACUAACAACAUGGAAACCGGGCAGCGCAUCGUACAAACCUUUGAGCGUCGCACUCCCCACCGAAGCUCGACCGGGCGACACCUGGAGACUCUGCCUGGCCGUCGAUUCAAACCCCGGCUCUAGAUCUAGUAGAGAAACUUCGACUCGUGAUCACUAUUAUUCUCUAGUCCUCGACUUUACGCAACCCGAGUUUGGACGGCUGCCCCUUGCCGUGACUUCUUUGCCUAUCAGCGUGCUCGUGGGCGAAAACAGGGAGACACGGGCAACCCGAUCGACACCGAGCAAGCAGUCUAAAGUUAAAUCUAAACCUGCCGAGCACAGCGUUGCAAAGCAAGAAAAGAUUGAGCGCUUAUAUUCUCUACCCUCGAAUUGGGGUACACUGCGCAUAACGGAGCAAACAUCGUUUGAUUUGGACAAGUGGGGCACGCUCCGAAUUAGAAAAUAUGGUGCCUCUUGGUGGCUUGCCAAACUCCUUGCGCAACCCGAGAGCCCAGACAAACGCCACGAGCUGAUUGAGGCCUUCCGAACAAGGCUACAGCCAGCGAACCAAGAUCGGAUAUUGCAAGUAAUAGAGCUAGGAGCAGGGACAGGACUCGUUUCGCUGGUUCUGGGCGCACUUCUCGCGGGAUACAGUCGGAACGUGCGCAACGUUGACCAGGAGCAAGAGGAACGGGCUGGACCCUUUGUGUGUGCUAAGAUUUUAGCAACUGACCUGUUCUCUGCUAUUGAACUCAUCGAUCAUAACCGAUUAGCCAACUCGCACCUAUUUGACGACAGAAUCAAUACCGUCGAAGGAUCCGAGGAAUCUCGCCGCACGUGUAAGAUCGAGCUACACGCGACAGAACUUGACUGGGACAAUCCGAUUCCCGGCCAUGUUUGGGACACAGAUCGCAUGUCGGGAUCACAAUGUCCGUUUGAUGUGAUCAUAAUGGCCGACGUAACUUACAACACUGCAUCGUUUGGGGCCUUGCUCGACACACUCGUUGGCCUUUUGCAAGGCCCAAGCGAUUCGGGCUCAUCACCGAUUGUGUUGCUUGCGUACAAGUGUCGAGACCCUGCCGAACGCACUCUCUGGACAGACGCGCUCGCUCGCGGGAUUAGUUUCGUCCAAGUCGAUACAGUCAAGGGCGUGCGAGAACCAGCCGUAGAGAUAUGGUUGGGCGGAUGGGAACGGGAUGUCGGGUCGCUUUGGUCGGGUAUCCGCGCUGAUAUGUAG